UUACACUACUUAACACUGCAUUUUGUAUAUGACUCACACACACACACACACAGAGUACUACUUGGCUUCAAGGGUUUCGACCUGUAAAUUCUCUUUCUCCGAUCUGCAAAUCCAAUUCAAUUCCUACAAUCCAUUUCUACUCAUACAAUCUCAUCUCAGAUUCAGAAAAUCCAUAACGAUCUAGAAGAAAUUCUCAAUUCAGAAAAUCAUCUUUCACAUUCUUCAAAAAUCAAAAUCGAUACUUUAUAUUCAGCCAAAGCUGUGGUGAUGUGAGAACUGCUAUUUUAAGAGCUCAUUUUGGUUCAUUUUUAGGGUUUGUUUGAAUGAUAAAGAAAGUUCUAGAAGAUCUAAGGAUUUGGAUUUGGAUUGAUUUCAUUGCUUAGUUAGAAAGUCACAAUGGAUGUUGAUUUAGUUGUUGAUAUAGCGAGCCUUGAUGCCGAAUUAUUGCAGCUUCCUGAAUUUUCACCUUUGGCUAUCAAAGAUAAUCCUUAUGCUCAGAGGCUCUUUGAUCAAUGGCUUUCGCUCCCCAUCACGACUUCUAAGGUGAAAUCUUUGCUUGAUAAUGCUAAGGGUGGUAGUCCCUUGAAUGUGACUGGAACUUCUUCUAGCACAAAUGUUGCUGCAAGCAGUUCUUUGCCGUCUAUGUUUCCCGCUGGAAGUACCCCUCCACUUUCCCCGAGAAGCUCAUCUGGUUCACCGCGAACAACAAGACAUAGGGCAGGCCCCUCUAUA
Messenger RNA from Nicotiana tabacum (common tobacco), 732 nucleotides. Lineage: Eukaryota; Viridiplantae; Streptophyta; Magnoliopsida; Solanales; Solanaceae. The record is from RefSeq and is a predicted model, not a curated record.